Molecule: messenger RNA, 1137 nt
Organism: Closterium sp. NIES-65
Lineage: Eukaryota; Viridiplantae; Streptophyta; Zygnematophyceae; Desmidiales; Closteriaceae
Source: the annotation of a GenBank genome assembly
AUGGGGGAACAGCCGACGCUGCGCUCCUUGCAAUCGACGCCACGCCAGGCGAGAAUGGGGGGAGGGCAGGGGGGAGAGGACGUGGGGCAGAGCAAGGAGCACGCGCAGAUCGCCAGGAGCGCCGAUGCAGCCCUGUUAGUAAUCGACGCCACGCCAGGCGCGUUCGAGGCGGGUAUGGGAGGGGGCCAAGGGGAAGAGAACGUGGGGCAGAGCAAGGAGCACGCGCAGAUCGCCAGGAGCCUGGAAGUGGACCAGCUGUGCGUGGCUGAUGCGGCCCUUCUAGUAAUCGACGCCACGCCAGGGGCAUUCGAAGCAGGCAUGGGAGGGGGCCAGGGGGGAGAGGACGUGGGGCAGAGCAAGGAGCACGCGCAGAUUGCCAGGAGCCUGGGGGUGGAGCAGCUGUGCGUGGUGGUGAACAAAAUGGACGCUACCGGGUUCGAGCAGGGCGAGUUUGAGCGCAUUAAAGGGGUGCUGGGGCCGUUCCUGACCCGGCAGUGCGGGUUCCGGGACGGUGCAGUGCGGUGGGUGCCGCUGAGUGGGCUGCAGGGGGAGAAUCUAGACUCGGCUCCUACAGACGAUCGGCUGAAGAACUGGUACACAGGACCAACCCUUCUAGAAGCCGUUGACUCCUUCUCCCCCCCUCCUCGCGCUCUCAACCGCCCGCUGCGCCUGGCGAUAGCCGAAGUGCUCAGAACGAGGGGGCUGGGGCAGGCAGGCGUGGCGGGGAAAUUGGAAUGUGGAGCGAUGCGAGCCGGUACCAAGGUGCUUGUGAUGCCCGGGGCGGCAGUAGCAACAGUGAAGGCCCUAGAGCGGGACGAAUCACCAGUGGCAGCAGCAUGGGCGGGGGAGAGCGUGGACGUGGGCCUUCAGGGCGUGGAGGCCAAUCAGCUCCUGCCAGGUGGCGUGUUGUGCCACCCGGACUACCCCAUCCCUGUAGCUACCAGGGUGGAGGCGCGGCUUCUCACUCUCGAUCUCAAGAUCCCUCUGCUGAGAGGCACCAAUGCCAUUCUGCACGCGCAUGCAGCCAAGGAAGCAUGUCGCGUUGUUGCCCUCACAGCCAUUCUCGACGCCAAGACUGGUGCUGUUGCCCGCGCCAAGCCCAGAGCCGUGGGGUCCAACCAGAGUGCUGUCGUGGAG